Molecule: messenger RNA, 1335 nt
Organism: Sparassis crispa
Lineage: Eukaryota; Fungi; Basidiomycota; Agaricomycetes; Polyporales; Sparassidaceae
Exons: 3
Coding region: 1-1335 (444 amino acids)
Source: RefSeq, a predicted model, not a curated record
AUGUCUACCUGCUUUUCGACGCCCACUGCGACGCAGUUUGGGUCUACAGUGGUGAAUAGCGUAUCCACCUCCUUCAGCAAUAGUGGCACCUCUGUUUCCCCCUCGGUGACUACCAUUGUAACGGACUCGUGUGUCGUUUCUGCAAGUGGAAAUGUAACCGUAACCGGCUGCGUUACCAGCUCGAUUGUGAGCACAAUCAGAGGAGGUGGAGACAGUACUGUGCAGGUUCCAAUCGUGCUCACGAUACCCGUAACACAGAGCAGCCCCACUGCGACGCUAUACGGAACAACAUGCAAUAAAUCCGGCACUAGCUCUUCUGUGUCCUCGUUCGCACCGGCACCUUCUAUGGCACCUUCGUCACCUCCCACUCCCACUCCUACGUCGGUAUCCUCCAAUCAGCAGUCCUCAUCCUCAUCUUCGAGUAGUUCUUCGAUCAACUCGGUGAUCACGACGGCCGUUCCGACCACCAUCGUCUAUCAGUCGUCUUCGACGCUUCCUGGAGGUUCAGUGGUUGUGAGCCAGAUGACGGAGACGUCCACUGUCAUCACUACUUUGGCGAGCUCUCCGACUCCGACGAGCGGCAGUUCGUCGAACACUGGAGCGAUCGUGGGUGGCAUCGCAGGAGGCGCCGUUGCCCUCGCCAUUCUCCUCCUAUUGGCAUUUUUCUGCGUACGUCGCCAGAGACGCAAUACGGACCCUUUCGCAGCUGAGGACGAGGUAAUUUCCCCACAAGUCGUGCACGCGCGGAGGAAUCGUGAAAAGACGCUCGACAUUGAUGGCGAAGCACACCCAUACACCUACGGCGGCCUCGCAAAUGUAUCGCCCCUAGGUAAUGCCGAAGAGACCACACCGUACGGCGGCGGCGGGCUGAAUAAAGGCAUCGGCAACUAUUUCGCUGUGCCGACUUCGUCUCCGCGCGGCACCACGUCGUCCUUACCGAGCAUGCGCAGGCGCAACGCGACCCCUCCUCUGCACCUUGUGCAGCAGUCCGCAGGUGCGCCGUCCGCAGUGUCCCAGCAAGACGACGGCAGUGCGAGUUCCCGCACGGGCGGCGCUUCCCAGGAGAAGACUCGCAAGAUAGUUUCGCCGGUGCCGCGCGUGGCCCCGCUUAUAAUUGCGCGGCCAUCGAAUUCCAGCUCUGCAGCGGGGCCGUCUGGUGGGCGCACUCCAGUCUCCGAGAUGGUGCACACGCCCAUCGUGCAUCAAGACGCCGGCAGGGUCGUACCUGUGCAGGCCAGCCGGCCGGCGACUCCAAUUCACCCAACCAAGGAACGUCUCGGCACUGGUGUCGCUGAAGAGGUGCCUGAGGUGCCCCCUCCUGCUUACACGGAGUGA